Molecule: messenger RNA, 1779 nt
Organism: Lecanosticta acicola
Lineage: Eukaryota; Fungi; Ascomycota; Dothideomycetes; Mycosphaerellales; Mycosphaerellaceae
Source: the annotation of a GenBank genome assembly
AUGGCAGAAAACGACGACACAGGCCACAACAACCAUCCCGAAACUUCUGCUUCGACUCCAAACUCGACCAUCGCUGCGAACAGCGGGACGAAAGCGCCCAAGGAUCGCAGUUGUCCUUUUUGUGGACAGGCCUUUACAUCUUCGAGUCUGGGUCGCCAUCUCGACCUCUACAUCAAACCGAAGAACCCCAAACCUGCGGACGGGAUUCACAAUGUCGACGAAAUCAGAAAGAUUCGAGGAAACAUCACGCGCCGGCAGCCUAGGACUAGCAAGGCGACGAGUGUGGACCGUGAGCGCAAUAGUGGAGGGGAUAGUAACAGUACGCCCGUCAAUCGGGAGGAAUACAGGUCGAGCACAACAGCGCACAGUCAGAUGGCAGAGGACAGCCCUAUGGUCUCGCCCGUGAACCCAAAAGACAUCAAUGAGCCGGCGCAUUCCGCGCUGAAUUCUGCGAACUGGCAAGCCACCGGCGUGAUCAACAAUCUGCCCCCGAGAGCGCCGUCGCGGAAUAAGAAUGGCCAGAGCAACGAUGAAAUUCCAUCUGCCAGGGGCCAGGGGCAGCGCGUACAGCAGAGGAGGCAGGACACGAGUGGUCACAAGAGUCCGCAUCCUGACUACGAGAAUGAGGGCAUGUGGAGGUUGCAACAGGACGCGGAACUGGGCAGAGCGGCAGAAAUGGCUCUUCGCGAAGUGCUGGGCAGCUUGGAAGCAGCGCAGAAGAGGACUGAGCCAAAGGUCCUCUUCGACGAAUUCGACUUCUACUCUCUAUCCUUUCCCGGCCUUUGUCUGGCGAUCUUACCGCCACCCAGUACUCUCUUCAGCCCGACACCAUUCCCUUCUGCGGAGUCGUGGACCAUUGGACCUCCGGGACUGCGCCAAUACGAAGCCAUGGUUCGAUACGUAAACACGCGCUUCAACUCCAAGAAGAAAACGGAGCAGAUUGCGGAUUCGGUGGCGUUCAAACACCAUUCGCACUUAUCUGGGGCAUGGGAACAUUGGCAGAACAUGACGGAGAACGAUCGCGCAUCAGCAUGGAACCUGGAAGUCCUUCGCUCUUUCACGCGCGCACAGGAACAGAAGCAGCAGCUCCGUAUAGAGCUGGAACAAUCCCAACAGCACACCCGACAUCUCGAAAUGGAAUUUGACCGAUUAUCCAGAUGUCAGCUCCCGAGAGAUUUCCUCGCCCACGCCGUCAACACCGUUCCGAUACCUGCGGGUGUGAUGCGAGAAGUGAAAUCUUCCGCGUACAAGACCGAAGCCGCAGAGGCCAACUUUGACGUCGAUGUGCUCUUGUCGAAGUGGAGAGCCAAGAUCAAAGCUACAAGUCGACCCCGUGCGCCACGACCAGCGGCAGGCGGCAAGCCUAACGUGCCCAUGUACACGCAAUCCCAAGCGCAGCCCAUGUCCGACGAUAUCGUCAUGAAUGGAUCCGUAUGGGGUAUAGGCGGGCCCUUACGGCGCGAAACGGAGCCACAUAACGAAGGCACUGCCGGCGAGAUUGUCGAAAUAGCCUACGAGACACCUCCGAAUCCGGGAAACGUCACCAGUGUGGACGACUACGAUGCCGCAGAGAACGCAGAUGUGGAUGCGGAGGGUGAGGCGGAAGAUGCUAGUGCUUAUGCAGAACAGAGAGCCUUGACGAGAAGGUUACCAGGUGGAGCAGACCCAGGCUGGCUGAAUGCGAAUGGGAAAAGGCCCUUGGGGUCGUCUUACGCGGCCGGCGGCGGGAGGUCUUGUACGAGGAUGUAUAGAGCGCGGCAAGAGGAAGACGCAGGUUGA